AUGGGUCUCAUUGUGUCUGUUUGGUUUAACGCCAGGACAACUAGAAAACCCCCAUCCCCAUCAGCCUUUUUUCUGCUGGCUGUCCCGACCUCUUCCCGUCUCGCCCUCGCCCUCGCCGCCUCCCCAGCAUCUCCAGUAGACAGAGAAUCGCGCUGGAGCUCACACUGCUGCUCCCCUCACCUCGUGCUGUCACCAUGCAAACGGGAAGUGACACGAACGCCCACUGAGAUGAGCAGUGAUGGAGUGAGGGCUGAGGUGGGUGUGAAGAGUGGGCUUCACCUGUGGGAGUUAUUAUGGAGCCCCGGACACAGAGGAAGUCACGCAGUCAUAGGAGUUUCCGCGCUGGACUGUCCCCUCCAGGCCUCAGGUUACAGCGUGCUCGUGGGAGGAGACUCCCAGUCUUGGGGGUGGGAGCUUGUGAGCAAUCAGCUUUGGCAUUCUGGGAAAAUGCUGGAGCAUUAUCCAGGUAAAGAGAAGAGGAACCCCUCUAAGAAUGCAGACAGCUUAGGACCAGAACUUUUCUCUUCAUCAAACAGGAAGGAAUCAGAAGCGCCUUUGCUCAUUCCUGAACGCAUCCUGCUGGUCUUGGACGCUGACGCAGGAACUCUGGGAUUUGUUGUUGAUGAGAACUUCCUUGGUGUAGCUUUUAAGGAUCUCCCUCGUGGGGUGGAACUGUUUCCAGCAGUAAGCAGCGUGAGAGGAGGAGCCCGCAUACAACUACGUUAUCUGAACGGCAGCACAUGUGAACCCCCACCCCUGAUGGCAUUAUGUGGACUUUCUAUUCGCAGAGUUUUAGGAAAACAAGAGCAAACCCAUGUGGAGAAACUGCCUUUACCACCCUAUCUCCAGCAUCAUCUGUUACAUUCGUACUAA
This is a messenger RNA of Oryzias latipes (Japanese medaka), 873 nucleotides long. NCBI's taxonomy places the organism in Eukaryota, Metazoa, Chordata, Actinopteri, Beloniformes, Adrianichthyidae. The record is from RefSeq and is a predicted model, not a curated record.